This is a messenger RNA of Penicillium cosmopolitanum, 1467 nucleotides long. Its product is annotated as FAD-binding oxidoreductase. The transcript has 2 exons. Gene Ontology annotation, molecular function: oxidoreductase activity; FAD binding. The record is from RefSeq and is a predicted model, not a curated record. Lineage: Eukaryota; Fungi; Ascomycota; Eurotiomycetes; Eurotiales; Aspergillaceae. Bases 1 to 1467 code for a protein of 488 amino acids.
AUGAUUACCAGCUCUCAAGGCCCAAACAAGCCACUAGUCAUUUUUUGGCGCAACCAGGCCGAUUCUGCUGCCUACGAAGCAGCACGGACACAGCGACUUUUCAAUGCCCAAAGCCCAGCACGAUAUCCGCUCGCAAUUGCGUUCGUGAAGACCCAGUCAGAAGUCGCGGACACGGUCAAACUCGCAAUUGAGAAAAACUGUCGCCUCUCCGUUCGUGCAGGUGGACACAGCUAUGCAAGUUGGAGUGUCCGGGACGAGGCCAUCCUCGUGGAUUUAAGGGAUCUGUCGGAGGGACCGAUUCUCGAUAACAACACCGGUAUUGCUCAUGUGUCGCCUAGCAUGACGGGGAAUGAUUUGGUGAGUUAUCUUUCCGCAAAAGGUCGCUUCUUUUCGCCCGGGCAUUGUCCAAAUGUUGGACUAGGGGGGUUUCUUCUCGGCGGUGGCAUGGGCUGGAAUUGCAAUGUACGUGGGAUCUUAUGCCCCUCAUGCUCCACUUUCAAAGUAAUUGCAAGACAUAUACUGAGCAAAAAAAAGAAUUGGGGCUGGGCAUGUGAACAGGUCGUCGCUGUGGAUGUCGUAACAGCCGAUGGUUCACUUGUUCGUGCAGACACUCAGCAAAACGCAGACCUUUUUUGGGCAGCAAGAGGUGCUGGCCCAGCAUUUCCAGGUGUUGUCACACGCUUCCAUUUGCAAACUAGGCCAGCUCCAAAACAGAUGCGCUCAUCGGGAUAUGUUUAUCCUAUCAAACAUUACAUGACGGCGUUCAACUGGGCGUUGAAGAUCCCUUCUGGCUUGGACGAUGGCAUCGAGAUUGUCGCUAUUGGCAGCUAUCCUGAGGGGUUGGAUGAACCCUGUAUUACGCUCGCGAUACUCGUUUAUGGCGAUCAAGAAGAAUCUAUAUCUGAGAUCUUGCAACGCCUGGACGAGUCUCAUCCCAAAGGGGCAGUGGCACGCUGGUUCUGUGAGGAAACCACCAUCCAGAAAGAGUUUGAGAAAAAGGCUCAAGCUUACCCGACCGAUCACCGGUACUUCGUUGACGAUGCGUGGCUCAAAGACGACAUCGAUGUUGCUGCGGUCCUCAAACCAGCCUUCACAAAAUUGCCAACUAAGAAGUCGUUGGUCCUGUGGGAGUCCAUGAUUCCAUGUAGUCGACGCAAUCUUCCUGAUAUGGCGGUUAGUAUGCAAUCUGAUCACUAUGUUGCACUUUAUGCCAUAUGGGAGCAUGAAGUUGAUGACACCCGGUGUCACUCUGUAAUAAAUGAGAUCAUGGAGCAGGUUGGAAAACAGUCUGUCGGCGCAUACCUUGGGGAGGUUGACUUCAGGACCAGAAAGACCAAAUUCUGGGGAGAUGAGCAGCGCAAAAGGAUCAUGGAAAUCCGGCACAAGUGGGAUCCUAAGGGCCGGAUUUGCGGCUGCCUGGGGUUAGAUGAGAUGAACGGCUUUUGCCACCCUGAAAAAAAAGGGUAG